UGUUUACAAACAUUUACGACAGCCAAGUUUCUCGCGACGCACAUACGGAAUCUCCCGAUUUUCAGCCUUAUGUGAAUUGAUUUAGCUUUGUAGGAAAACGAAUACAGUUUGGACCAUCCGUAAAUAAGUGCAAUGAACGACCGAAGCAGUAAUUAUUGUGAUAGCCGUCUGCGAAAACAACCUUCGUCACUAUACAACACAUGCAUACGUUAUGUUGCCCGUAACAUCAAACGAUACAAACACAUCGAAUACCUGGAACUUCUUCCACCGUUGAUAAAAAAUGCACUUAUUUUGAACGUAACCCGGGUGCAGGGAGGUUUCCAUGAUGACGAACUGCUGGAGAUGCUUCUGAAUCGUUCCCUUACUAGGAUCAAUCUUUCCAUCUCCACAAUAACCGAUCGGACUCUGCAGUCGCUGGCUGAGCGCAGUCCGGGUUUGAGAAGCCUUACCCUUUCCAAAGGCAACUACCAAUUCACGCGCAAGGGCUUAGAAAUGAUCCCUCUAAAGCUAGUCCAACUACAGCAAAUCGCCAUUCGGAACUGUCCCCUCGUGGAUGACCGUUUGGUGAUGCUUAUUGCUCGAUGCUGCCCUCAACUAGAUCUGAUGGAUUUCGAAUCCUGCCUUAACGUAACCGACGAAUCGGCAGAUUCGAUUAAAGAUCUCACACUGACCAAGCUGAACCUUUCGCACACUCAAAUUACCGAUAAAUUUUUGAUCACGAUCGCUCCCACCAAUUGUGGCGUCGCGCUGGAAGAUUUGAAUGUCAGUCACUGCAAGAUUACUGGCACUGGGCUGGCUAAACUCGCCUGGGAUACCAUCAAGUAUAUCGGCUUCGAGGGGUGUGAAGUUAAUGAUCUCGAGUUCAUUGGAAUGAACAAAAACCUUAAAUAUAUUCAGUGGACAAUAUCCAACUGAUGGAUAUUUCGCCACGCUCAGUGGACCUGCAAUAUUUAACUAGUAGAGAUAGAAAGAGUUUUAUAUUUAUACCCUAACUAUAUAUAUACACACACCUUAACAAGCAGCACCAAGCACACCAAGUUUAGAGGAAGCAUAAGAAAAUUAUUAUAUUCGACAGAGAUGAAGAACCAUGAAAUACUUCUAUAUAACCAUGCACGUGAUAUGAUUAUAAACUAGAACGUCUGAGACGAUCUUCGACACCUUUUAAAAACUGUAUUAACCACUCUAGCAACGCGUGUAUUUUCAUAUUUUUAUCACAAUUAAAACAGCAGAAUACUUAUAAGGGAGAGAUAACUAGAAAACAAGCCCAGUUCUAUUGCAAACCUAUAAGCAAUUAAGUAUUCCUAGAUUUUAUCGUACUAGACACUUUAACGACUAUAACUAAAUUACUCGUGAAACACCAAACAUAAAAUGAUAAUGUAUUGAAAUUUAACAAAUUUUCCAUCAAAUUUACUAUACUAACUAGAUACUUUUUGACGUACAACAUAGAAAAAAAUCAUCGAAUAUUAAAACAAUACUUACGAAGAACUUUAAAUUUAAGUUUCCAGAAAAUUGUCAAAGCGUCUCUUUAAGUUAUCGUAACCAAUAUUUCCCAGUGCUUCUUCCUUUGAAUUAAAAAAUCCAUGCCGUCUAUUCUAAGGAUCGAAACAAAACAAGAGCAUGGCAUUUGUGUUCAAGCUUCAGGCAACUAAUCAAAUUACUUACAAUAAAAUUAAAAUAAAGAGAAAUAUAGGGUUUAAGCUUUUUAACACGUUAAAACAAAGCCGCAUACAACCAUGGACCAUUUAGAAAUAUACUAGGCACAGUGUUUCACUAACAAUUAACAAAAAUAUUUUGUAAAAGUAGUCACAGAUAAAGAAAAAAAAAACUUUAACCAAUAGUAAAAUACGGGUUCUACUGAAUAAUGACAAAGAAUUGAUUCGGAAUUAAAAGUUACUCUGAUAUUCAAGAAUGUACUAGUAAAAUUACAGAUUCCAGUGUUCGAACUUUAAAUGUCCUAUUUAUACUGAUGUUAGUAUUUUCUACUGCUGUCAACGGCUCAGUAUCACCGUAAAACUGUUUCAAUUCAAGUAUAGACAUCUCUUUAUGUGUGUAUCUUUCUCGCAAACUUUUUCCAGGUGUUUCGUAGUAAAACUAAAGUUUUCAAAUGUUAUGAACUAAAACGAAUGGUAGUAAAUUUUUCUCAACUUUCUGUCUUUUGAUUGCAUAGCAAACCCUAAUGUUUUACUGUAACCGUAAGCAGCAAUCAGAAUGUAUAGUUUGCCAACUCUUAUAAAUACUAUUCACAGCAAUACUAUAACUAAAGCAUAUACUAAAAAUUAAAAAAAAAAUUAGUCCGAAAAAUAUCUAGAAACUUAGAACAAUAAAAGCAAUAUCCUCGUAACUUACAUCACAUUUAAAAAAAACACACACGGCAACUUAACAGACUGCGUUCUCAUGAAUGAAAUUGUUCGGAAAAAUUAUAAAGUACGAUCUGAAACACUCAGAGAAGGGACCCAAUUUUGGUUCUCUAGAGCAACUGCCUUUGGAUUACAGUUAAAUGAUUCAACUACACGGAACAUGAAAAGUGAGGGUUGCUUAACCCUUUCUUUAAUUUUUUUUCUCUAAAAAAAAUUUUUAAACAGUAUCACAUCACACAGAAUAUAAAAAAAUUAAAAUAAAAUACGAUUUUUCAAUUUUUCCAUACAUUAUUUGUUGCAAAUUUGUUACUUUAUAAAACGAAGGGUUAAGAAUGAAAAUUGACAAAUAUUCUAAGGAUUUGACUCACCAUUUUGACAACAGCUAGGUCCGUACCGUUCCUUUUCGCAGACAUCCUUCCAUGUUUCGUAGACCAACGUCAGGCAACGUCCGUAUUAUGCUUGGUGCAGCUUUCAGGAACCUCCCCAAUCCGAGACUGUUUUCUUCAAAAAUUGAACUCAAAGCUCAAACACAUGAAUGGCUGACAUGAUAUAAGCUUCUAUUGCGUCUAUGCCACGUAUCACUUGGUAUGUACCGAAUGCACCCUUCCAUUGCGGCAUUGUUCACUUUUUCGAUGAUGCUGGUGCUAUCAAUUUACCAAAUUUACACAUAAUCAGAUUCAACAAGUACCUAUACAAGCUAUAACUUUUAGUAGAGCAGAGUCAUCUGUUCACUUUACACUUUUGCAUCUCACUGCAGCUUCCAACAACAGUACGUCCUUCGAACUUCAACAGGGACAAUCCUAUAGGAAAUUAUGUCGUUGGUGAUACAGAAACGACACAUUUAACACAUUUUAACGAAGCAUUUUUUUUUUGAAGCAUUCAGCGAAAGUUCUCAAUUUUUUCUGACAAAAUUCACACAAUUUUUAACUCAUAUGCUGCAUCAUCCCGGAGAUAAAACGAUCGUCAUAUUUCACAGGACAUUUUUGCAAUAUUUUUUUAAACAGGUCUGUGCAAAUGUAUUGGAACACUCCCAAAUUGUCUUCAUUUCUUUUAACGUUCUCUCGUCAAUUCGAAUUUGUUCAUAUUUUAAAUGUUAAUUCAUAAGAACGCAGUCCAAAAAAUGUGUGGAUAUUAACUCGUGUAUCCUCAUAACGCAUCACUAACAAACACAUUAUACUUAAUUCAAAAUUUUACAUUUUUCAAAUCAACUAACGAAGACCAGAAUAUAAGAUGGCAGAUAUUAUAUUCCUAAACCAAGAGAAAAAACUUUAUAAAAAAACGAUGAUCAAAUUUAAUGAAAAACAACAAAUAACACCAUGAAAACUUUUGUAUGUUUAAACUAAAAUCUGAAAUUAAAAAAAAAGAUUCCUAAAGAAACAGCCUAUAGUGCUUUAAAUAAAAGAAAACGUAAAAUCAACCGAAAUGAACAAAGAUCUCACUACACGAUAACUCAGAAUUUAUAACAUUUUAUACGACACUAGGAUUUCGAUCAAAUUCACCCAACAACAACGACACUUACUCGCAUUUAUUUUCAACAAUUUAGCUUUAUUGUUUGAUUUCGCAAGUAGAUUUUACUUUAAUUCAUAUACACGGCGAUUGAUUAAUGACCUCUCGCGUUUUCUUCUUCGAUUUGCUUUGUAUGCUUAGUUCUGUCCAGGGUUUACGAUUAACGAUUUUGUUUAUUUAUACCAUAUGUAAUAGAGUGCACUGAAUGAAUUGUUGCAAUGAUUUGGGGAAAGGGACUCAGCACGUCCAACAUAACGUCUCCGGGAACGCAUGAAUUUCUAAACUUAAUAUUGCCCACCUAUUGAAUGAUUAGUUCGCGUAUGAUCGAGUAUGUCCAACGAAACUGAAACAGAACACCCGCUGUUGUCGAUCGAGAUGCUAGUCUCGUGUGAAACAUUCAAGGGCCCUGAUAGUGCGGUGGUAAAGAAAACACAAAAGCACACCAUGGAAGAAUGCAUCAAAAAUCUACUAUCACGACGAUUUUUAAAGGACGUUUUCAGUUUCUAAACUAAUACAUUAUAUAUUCACAUUUUAGUGAUGGGCCAAAUCAAAAUACGAUACAAAUAGCUUGUGAGCGGAAUGGUGAAAGUUUUGUAGCUCGAUUUAGAUGCGAACGCACGAGGAAAUAGUAUAACCGUUUUUUAGAAGCAGCUGAACACAGAUCGUAUUUUUAACUACCUUAUGUGUGACUACCAACAUAUGUAGAGCAAUAGUGUGAUUCCUGUAGGAGCAAUUUCAACGUAUUCUAAUAAAACCAAAUCUGCAAAUACCAACUAAAGAGGAUAACAGAAGCGCGAAAAAAUGCUACUUUUCGAUUAAAUAAAUAAGCCACAGCAGAAUCAGUUUUCAGUCGGCACGAAAAAAAAAAGUUCAAUUUAAAUAGUCGAAGUGCUACGAAAAAAAAUAAACAAAACGCAAAAACCCUGCCGCGAAUAUGAUCAGUGAAAUGAUAAAAUUAAUAAAGAGAAUAUUUUGGGUAGCGCUAAACUGCUAGUGUUGUUUUUGUUUCUUUUUCUUCGAAUAAUUUCCACUACUCUACUUAUUUAUAUGCAUCUGUUUUGUUGUGUAUUUUUCACUAUCUUCAUUUGUCGUCUCUAGCUUUGUUUAGUUGUUAUCUUAAAGUUAAUAUAAGGUUGUGAUUUCCUCUCCUCUCGUGAACACGCGUCUCUACCAAAUUACACAAUUUUUCUAUGAGUGUAUGUUACGUCUUUCUCUCUUCUGAUUUUGUUUCCUUUCAUAAUAGUUUUAACUUCUUUUAUAUAUAGGUGUGUAUUGUGUAUAGGUUCAUCUAUAUAUCAUAAUCCGCUAGCGGAUUGAUGCUGUUCGGCUUCCUAGGACCGAACCGAAUCUUCUCGGGACACCUACUACAGUUCGCGGCUUAUCCUAUAACAGAACAAGGCGUGGCAUCAUGUAGUGUACAUGCUUUCGAGUCGGGUGUCCUCGCUAUUAAACCUUUUUGCCAUUGGUGGCAAUCGGAUUUUGCUUCAGCUGCAGGAUGAUCGAACGCAUCCGGGAGAUAUCUUUGCUCGAUUUGUUCGUUUUCGGAUUGAAGUCGCACAGCUUGGCGAUGCGUUCCCACUCGGUGCCGGGCUCGAUUUCGUCCGUUUCGGCCACAAACUGCUUCUCGGCGUUUCU
Uranotaenia lowii is the source of this 5498-nucleotide messenger RNA. Its product is annotated as F-box/LRR-repeat protein 20-like. The transcript has 3 exons. The record is from RefSeq and is a predicted model, not a curated record. Gene Ontology annotation, biological process: SCF-dependent proteasomal ubiquitin-dependent protein catabolic process. Gene Ontology annotation, cellular component: SCF ubiquitin ligase complex. Gene Ontology annotation, molecular function: protein binding. NCBI's taxonomy places the organism in Eukaryota, Metazoa, Arthropoda, Insecta, Diptera, Culicidae. The coding region runs from base 133 to 915 and encodes 260 amino acids.